ACAGAGUCUGAGGACGACGGCAAAUAGUUAGCUCGCUGGCAGUCACUCUUCCAGGAAAAGUGGCAGAUUUUCCACUUUAAUUGUACUGCGUAUGCGUCGUUCGAUUGUUAUAUUGUUUUUGAUGUUUGUGCUAAAAGAUAGGAAUUUUUGUUAAACAAUAGUAACGAAGUUAACGACAUCAAACGAAGUGCCAGCGAGCUAGCUGUCAGCCUAGUUAGCCUGAACGGUUACAGCUAGUUAGCCGGCAGGUACAUCGAUACUGAAAAGUCGCUACUCCGGUGGUAAAAGCUGAAGCUGUGGAAAAAUGACAUCCAGGAAGAAAGUUCUCUUGAAAGUCAUCAUCCUGGGAGAUUCUGGUGUUGGAAAGACUUCCCUCAUGAACCAGUAUGUGAAUAAGAAGUUUAGUAACCAGUACAAGGCUACAAUAGGAGCAGACUUCUUGACCAAGGAGGUGAUGGUGGAUGACCGGCUUGUUACAAUGCAGAUUUGGGACACAGCUGGCCAGGAGAGGUUUCAGUCUUUGGGGGUUGCCUUUUACCGUGGAGCAGACUGCUGUGUGCUGGUGUUUGACGUGACUGCACCCACCACCUUCAAGACACUCGACAGCUGGAGGGACGAGUUUCUUAUCCAAGCCAGCCCUCGAGAUCCUGAGAAUUUCCCCUUUGUAGUGUUGGGCAACAAGAUUGACUUGGAGAAUAGACAGGUAACCACCAAAAGGGCUCAGGCUUGGUGUCAGAGUAAGAACAACAUCCCAUACUUUGAGACCAGUGCCAAAGAAGCCAUUAAUGUAGAACAAGCAUUCCAGACUAUUGCACGUAAUGCCCUCAAACAGGAGUCAGAGGUGGAGGUGUAUAAUGAAUUCCCUGAGCCCAUAAAACUGGACAAGAAUGACAGAGCGAGGGCUUCAGCAGAAAGCUGUAGCUGCUGAGGGAAAACUUGGACCAUCUUCUCUCUUGGCUUUCUGAAAUGCCAUCACUGGUUGGAUCACCUGCACCUUGCUCCUGGGGAAAGGACUCCCCCUCUGGUCUUCCUCCUUCAUGUCACUGUUCAUCCCGCUGAUACCCCCUUAUGCAGUACACAGCACAUGGAUGUAUUCCCACACUAUAGCAUACAAAUUAGUACACUAAUGUGCGUUCAUUAUUACAAUGAUAUAUCCAGUGCCCAAAGAUCAAUCAAGGACCCACUUUUUGCCCUCACAGUCCCUGACCUUUAUGUGCUGAUUAUGGUCCCUAACCCUGAGCAGGCAACUUGGAGCCAUGAGCACAGUGCAGUGGAAGCUCCUGGACUGCCUGAGGCUCUGAAAUGGUGAGAAAACAUUGGUAAUAUCAGCAUCCUGAGUGUCUUAAUUUUUAUUCUGUUUCUCCAGAUAUUUUUGUUUUAUGUUGCCUGUGUAUCAGACGAUCACCUUUAACAUUUGGCUUAUGCUGUGUCUAAAGCCAGUCUAAAAUACUUUUUUGUUGUUGUUGUUGCACUUUUUAUGUUUAUUUUUGCCUUUAAGUGUUGUCAGAGGGAUGACUGAUUUUGGACAUCUAUAACACCCCCAAAUGCCAACUUUGUUGAAUUAUGCUGUAGACCUGUUGAAGACAUUAGGUGACUAUUUGCCUUGUUCCCCUCAUGGUGGUUUAACUGGUAUGUCACAGUCUUGUACUAGAGAACUUUUCCUUAGCAGGGAAUCAGUGAAGGCAUUCUGUGUAAACGAUACAUUAAUUCCUUGAUAUAUUUGCCUCCUGGGUAACAUUAAUUAUACAGCUACUGUUACCAUUGUAUGUGUUACAUCCCUCAUCAGAGAUCUUUUCUCUUCAUGGAAUUCCAGUUUUUCACUAAACACAACAUUCACUUGUUUAUCAUUGUGUCUUAGUUAUUGCUUUUCUCUCUGCUUGUAGCUCAGGUUGGCUAAGUACUUAAUAUUUUAAUGGUUUAUUAUGGUGUAUAGAUGUUGAAAGGGGUGGUGAGUUGAACUGAAAUCGCGUUCCAUUUAAAGAAAAGAUUCAAAUUUUUUUGCCCUGGUAUUACUCCCUCUUAUAGAAGAAUCACUGCAAUGCCAAUGAUGUUGUCAAACUGGACAUAAAAUAAUAAAAUUCUUGAAUAUAUCA
Molecule: messenger RNA, 2093 nt
Organism: Thalassophryne amazonica
Lineage: Eukaryota; Metazoa; Chordata; Actinopteri; Batrachoidiformes; Batrachoididae
Product: ras-related protein Rab-7a
Exons: 6
Coding region: 305-928 (207 amino acids)
Biological process (GO): endosome to lysosome transport; phagosome-lysosome fusion
Cellular component (GO): lysosome; late endosome; phagocytic vesicle
Molecular function (GO): GTPase activity; GTP binding
Source: RefSeq, a predicted model, not a curated record